This is a messenger RNA of Babesia microti strain RI, 804 nucleotides long. RefSeq names its product UPF0396 protein. The record is from RefSeq and is a predicted model, not a curated record. The transcript is spliced from 4 exons. The coding region runs from base 1 to 804 and encodes 267 amino acids. Gene Ontology annotation, biological process: regulation of gene expression. Gene Ontology annotation, cellular component: nucleus. Gene Ontology annotation, molecular function: chromatin binding. Lineage: Eukaryota; Apicomplexa; Aconoidasida; Piroplasmida; Babesiidae.
AUGGGCAGAUUAUCAGUUCCAAUACCAUUUGGUAGAAAGAAUGUUAGUAAAUCUGAAUGGAAUGAUUUUAUCGAAUGGCAAAAAUAUCGCAAUGAAGAACGGAUGAGAUUUGAAUUAAUGGAAUCCGAUUUAUACAUUUCAUCUAGAGAAUUAUCGCCUGAAACUUGGGAAUCGGUCCUAAAUGAAUUAUCCUCAUCUAGUAACUUAGUUAGUAUUGAAGAAUCUCCCACUUCAGUGAAUAAUGAAGAGGAUAAGAUCCAUUCAGGCAAUAUAAAUAAUAAUAUUUCUGGUUUAGACUUCGAUUCUAUUGAAUACAAAAGGCAUAAAUGUAAUAAGAGCGAGUACAAGUCUAAAUCUGAUAAUAAAGAUAAAGGUCUAGCAUCUGAUAAUGAUGAUAAAAAUUAUAGUGAUUCUGAUGAGGAUUAUGGACCAAUGCCAAUGGCUGUCCAUGAGACUGCAAUAAAUAAAUCAAUAAACGAUGAACCUCAAAUAGCAGAAGGCAAAUCAAGAACAUUAACUCAAUAUGCGCUAAAUGACAAUAGAAUAUCGAGAAAGGCCGCAGGUAUGACGCCUGAGGAAGUUGAGAAAUAUGAAUCACUUGGCUAUGUUAUGUCUGGUUCAAGUCAUUGGAGAAUGAAUCAAGCUAAGCUUUUGAAGGAGAAGGAACAUUAUUCUGUGGAAGAUCAAAGAUCAAAGGCCAUACUAAAUCCUGAAGAACGAGCAAACAAGGAAGUUGAGUUGAUUAACAAUUUGAAAGAAAUGCUCAAAAAACAAAAUGAUAUUAUGGAUAAGUCUAAUAUGUGA